AUGUGGCCAGGCACGCUGCGAUUCGUGCUGCAUGAUGGUGUCCAAGCUGCGCUGCAUGCCGGACGUGCUGUUGUAGCGCUGGAGUCGACUAUUAUCACGCAUGGACUCCCAAGACCCCUGAAUUAUGAGAUGGCCGUUGCAGCGGAGGACCAAAUCCGCCGUGUGGGUGCCGAGCCUGCCACCAUUGCCAUCUUGGAUGGGCGCGUGCACAUUGGACUAGACAAGACACAGCUGGCACGCGUCGCAGAUAGUGAUCCAUCGCACACUACUAAAGUGGGGCGUGGAAGCCUGGCACAUGCGCUAUCUCAGGGUAUGGGCUGGGUCGGUGGCACCACAGUCAGCGGCACCAUGGCUCUUGCACAUCGAGCCGGUAUACGUAUAUUUGCCACGGGUGGCAUUGGAGGCGUUCAUCGUGGAGCUGAAAGCUCGAUGGAUAUUUCCGCUGAUUUGACAGAAUUGGGUCGCACGCGUGUGGCCGUAUUCUGCUCGGGAGCCAAGUCGAUUCUCGACAUUCCAAGGACGCUCGAGUACCUCGAGACACAAGGUGUGCCUGUGUUUACAUUCCAUGCUUCAGGUGAAUUUCCAAAUUUUUAUACGGCGUCGUCGGGCUGCAAGGUCCCUGUGGUAUCGAGUGUGGAUCAUGCGGCCCGAAUCGUAGCCGCGAAUGAGCAAUUGGGUCUCGAGAACGGCAUUGUAUUUGGCGUACCCAUCCCUCGUGAAUUUGAGGCAAAUGGCCAGGAAAUUCAGCUAGCUGUGGAACAGGCCGUACUUGAAAGCAAAGAACUGGGGAUCGAUCGGCUAGGCAAGCAAGUCACACCCUGGCUGCUACAGCGCGUAAGCAGCUUGGCCGCACACUCAGUGCAGAACAAUGUAGCAUUGGUGCUGAACAAUGCACGCCAUGCUGCAGAGUGCGCUAUGUCACUAGCGGGGCCCAGAAAGUCUACAGUCGCACAGGUGCAUGCACCCAAAAAGGCACGGAUUAUGGUAAUCGGUUGUGCUGCCAUGGAUAUUACGGCGCUGGCGCUGGAGCCAUCGCUCUCUGAUCCUUCUACCGCACCUGGAUCAAUUGACAUGACUGUGGGUGGUGUGGCUCAUAAUAUUGCAAGAGCUGCCCAUGCUAUGCUCGAGGAUAAGCGGGCUGUGGUGUUGGUAGCGCCCAAAGCAGAUGACAUCUUAGGACGUCUUAUGCAAGACGACAUGCGCGUAUCUCGUAUGCGAACUGACGCACUUAUUCAGAGCGCUCGCACGCCAACGUGCAAUCUUGUGCUGGACGCGAACGGCGAACUUGUCACGGGAAUAGCCGACAUGCGCGUAUUAGACGAGAUAAUGGUGCCAGAGGUCGUUGCAAUGCGCUUGCAGCAGCACCAGCCUAACUUUAUCGCACUAGAUGCGAAUCUUCAGCCAGCGUCUCUGGCCGCGGCAUUAGCCUAUGCAACCAAAGAACGAGUUCCUGUGUUGUACGAACCGACAUCUACGGCCAAGUGCCAUCGAAUCCUGGAUGCCAUGCAGAUGCUGCAACGCGCUCAAAAAAUUCAAAUUGUGACGCCGAAUCAAUACGAGCUCGCUUCAAUGGCAGAACGUUUGCGAACCACGUUCCCACGAGAGCCCACGAACCAUGUCGAUGCCGUAAUUCGUGCCACGCGAUUACCGCCUGCCCUCAUUCAAGACGCCUUCAUGAUGACACAUGUGGCCCAGAUCCAACUGAUAAAAUUGGGAGGUCUCGGUGUGUUAUUGGUGAUGCAAGGACAAGGCGCCCAGCACCAUUUUGUACACGUACCUGCCCUGCCUAUGGACCAUGGCAAACCAUUCGUGAAUUCCACUGGAGCUGGUGAUUCAUUUACUGGAGCUAUUUUAGCACGAAUGAGUACUAUGAGCACGUCUUUCGAUCAAAUCACUUUGGAAGACAUGGUCGAUCUCGUCAACAUCGGACAGAGCGCUGCUCAACGCACUCUCACCUGUAAAGAAGCCGUAGCUCGCUCGAUGGGAGCAUAA
Molecule: messenger RNA, 1992 nt
Organism: Malassezia restricta
Lineage: Eukaryota; Fungi; Basidiomycota; Malasseziomycetes; Malasseziales; Malasseziaceae
Product: pseudouridylate synthase/pseudouridine kinase
Exons: 1
Coding region: 1-1992 (663 amino acids)
Molecular function (GO): kinase activity; pseudouridylate synthase activity
Source: RefSeq, a predicted model, not a curated record